AUGAAGGGUGCAGAAGCCUUUUGUCGAACUGUGAGAUGGAGAAGGAGAGCCAAAUCAAUCCUGACUGCAGCUGUAGCUGACAUCAUGGAAAUUACCGGGCUGCGUGACGAUUGUUUUGACCUUCGUGAGCAUAUCCGGGGCAUCAAGUGUGGACACAAGUUCCGGGUGGACCACCUUAUCAAGGCUGCCCGUGUUGCGUGUGACAUGUGUGACAAGCAGGCUGGCUCGGGAGAUGAUUCACAGACCAGCAUCCAUCAUUUCUUCAAAGUGUCAGGAUCUGAGGCUCCUGAGACCGAGCCUGUCAUGGAUGAUUCCAAAAGACCGUCCCCGCUUCCGACGCUGAGCUGCAGGAUUUCUUCUCCUGCGGUGCAAGGGGGUCCGCCUUGCCGCCACAUGAGAUGGCAUUCGGCCAGUCUGUGGAUGACUGGGAGCUUCGUCACAUCCCUGCUCAAGUUUGGCCUGCAACUCAUUGCAAAAAAACGCAAGUUCGAGUGGCACAGCAAAGACUUGGGCGCGUCAGCUGCGUCUUUCCAUGAUUCAGCGCGGUGCUUGGAUGGGUCUGGGCGCCAGUCGCAUGAGCCGGUAACCCUGGAUUGUGAAGGGCGUCUGCGUCAGUCCAUGCCAAGUCCUGUUGAGCAGCCUUGCUUUCCAUCCCAGACUACAGCAGAGAAUCUCUUGCCAAUGAUGGUUCUCAUGUUCAACAUGGUACAAGCGAUGCAACCAUCUUCUUCAGCUAGGGGUGCUUCUGUGGAUAUCGCUCGUCCUCGCCCACACGGCGCAGAGCCAUGCCGACAGGGCGAUGCUAUGACAGAGACCUUGGGUGACUGCGCUGCAAGAUGGAAGAGACUAUUGCUUCCAGACGCCUUCGGCAGAAUGCCAAAUCUCGAGGCCAUAAUUGGCCUUGCGGCUUCCCAUCCAAAGCCGCCGCAGCGAGCUCUCUACAGCCACCCCGGUGAGGUCAAACGCCUUCUAGCUCAAGACGGGGCUUCGACCAUCGGCGUCUUGUUCAAGCCGGACAACAUGUCUGGAAGCGUCGCCGUUUAUUUAAAAUCAGGCAAAGUCAUUAUUCAGGGCAACUCGCGCCAAAGCAAAAUGAUGAUUGAGAAGAUGGUGCAGCCAUGGACCCAAAUGUGGCCACUUGGAGGAGUUGCAGCCAGGCGCGCUGGCGCUGCUUUCUCCAAUCUCCCUACUCCAGAAAUGGCGCGAGCCAUGGCUGCAAACUUGCCUGGAGCCGGAUAG
This is a messenger RNA of Symbiodinium natans, 1239 nucleotides long. The record is from the annotation of a GenBank genome assembly. Lineage: Eukaryota; Dinophyceae; Suessiales; Symbiodiniaceae.